AUGGCCGUGUCGUAUCAAUCGGUGAACGCGACGACCAACGACUCUGAAAGCCGCAGCCAUCACGUGCACCCCCAAGACAGCGCCGCUUCCCGCCUCCUCUACACUGCCACAUUCGAGCCUCUGUUCCAACGCACCAACUCGAUUGUCUGCGCAAUCUUCGCAUCGUACGGGUGGCGCUUCGCAGUCAUCGGCACCAUGCAGGUCCUGUCGGCCCUCGAGUCCGAGUCGUUCAACACGAAGGCGGUCUUGGUCUCGAUCGCAUCGCUCUUCUUGGUCAAUGUUGCGCAGGCGCUGAUCACGGCGCACUCGACGUUCCAGAACCAGCUGGUGACCGUCCAGAUCACGUCAGCGCUGCAGCAUUUGCUCUUUCGCAAGUCGCUGGUCCUGGACGCCAAGUGCCGCCGUGAAAAGGCGGCCGGCGACAUUGCCAACAUGUUUUCCACCGACAUCCAAACGAUCAUCAACUUUUCAAUCUUUGCCAACCAACUGUGGCUCAUCCAAGUUACGAUCACGUUGUAUACAUGCUGUACAACGUGA
Aphanomyces invadans is the source of this 537-nucleotide messenger RNA. RefSeq lists its product as hypothetical. Gene Ontology annotation, molecular function: ATP binding; ABC-type transporter activity. Gene Ontology annotation, biological process: transmembrane transport. Lineage: Eukaryota; Oomycota; Saprolegniomycetes; Saprolegniales; Verrucalvaceae. The record is from RefSeq and is a predicted model, not a curated record. Bases 1 to 537 code for a protein of 178 amino acids. The transcript is spliced from 3 exons. Gene Ontology annotation, cellular component: membrane.